Molecule: messenger RNA, 843 nt
Organism: Gracilinanus agilis (Agile Gracile Mouse Opossum)
Lineage: Eukaryota; Metazoa; Chordata; Mammalia; Didelphimorphia; Didelphidae
Product: hereditary hemochromatosis protein homolog
Exons: 4
Biological process (GO): immune response
Cellular component (GO): external side of plasma membrane
Source: RefSeq, a predicted model, not a curated record
AUGGUGAGGAGCCCUAACAGUCACCUACAGAACAAGAUGAUAACUCUGUGGGGGAAGAGAGAGUCAUUCUCAUUCUGGCUGCUUAUUCUGGUGCUGUUUCCUCUCAGAGAGAUACAGGCAGUUUACCACUGGAAUGAACUUAAAUUCACUGCAGUGAGCACAGACAGCUCUCUCUUGGACUUCACUGGUCUUGCAGUUAUUGAUGACAUUCAGUGGAUUUCCUAUUACAAACUGAACCAUCAGUUUGCAGUAAAGGUAGAUUGGAUCUCUGAUGCGCUGGGGAUUGACUUCAUUGAAGAGAUGUGUCAUUUGAUAAAGAGUCAUGAGAGGGAUGCCCAUUCCUUGAUCCAUUUCUUGACAGGAAAUGACACCAAGACUGAGAGAAAUAACACAAUGCAGUACAUAUUAGGCUGUGAAUUAGAUGAUGACAUCAAGUUGAAUAGCAAAAUACGAAUUGGCUUGGUUGGAGAGACUAUGAUUGAGUUUGAUGAACAUCAAAGACACUGGGUGGUCCAGAGCCCUAGGGCUGAAAACUUGAAACCCAUUGUGGAAAGCCUCUUCUGGACUAAUUUGAGAAAACGUUAUGUUAAGAAAUAUUGUGUUGGUGUAGUUCAGAAAGUUCUUCAGAAUUCCACCAUGAAGGAAAACCUGCCACCCGAGGUAUUUGUGUCCCGCCAUGAUUCUCCCAAUGGCACCAUCACCUUCUCCUGCUUGGUCACAGGCUUCUACCCCAGAUUCAUCAUGUUAAUCUGGAAAAAGGACACUGAACAAGCCAUCUGGGGGAAAGAGAGCUCCAGUGGUACCCUGCCUAAUGCUGAUGGUACCUUCUAUCUCCAAAUCACC